AUGUCGUCCACGUUCACCGUCACCGUCGACAAGCGCGUCGCGCCGGGCAAGCCCGCCUCGCGCGGCUUCCCGCUCACGCUGACGUUGCCCAAUGCGCAGCCGACGCUGGCCAACCUCAAAGCGGCCAUUGCGGCCAAGUCGGCGCGCCUCACGGCCGAGCGGCAGCGCAUCACGACCGAGGACAAGAAGCCGCUCCUCGACGACGCCCGCUCCCUGCCGGACCUCGGCGUGCAGCCGGGCCAGACGCUCUACGUCAAGGACCUCGGCCCGCAGGUCGGAUGGGCCACCGUCUUCUUCACCGAGUACGCCGGUCCCCUCUGGAUCCACCCGCUCAUGUACACCUUUGCGGGCACCAUCUGGAGGAAGCAGUUUGAGCCGAGCCGCAUGCAGACCCUCGCCCUGCUCCUCGUCCUGGCCCACUACGCCAAGCGUGAGCUCGAGACCCUCUUUGUCCACCGCUUCUCCAACGGCACCAUGCCCCUCUUCAACAUCUUCAAGAACUCGUUCCACUACUGGAUCCUCUCGGGCGUCUUCCUCGCCUUCGGCGUCUACUCGCCCUACUACUCGCGCGACCGCCUCCAGGGAACGCUGCAGGACUCGGACGCCUUCCUCGCCGGCUGCACGGCCGUCUUUGUCCUGGCCGAACUCGCAAAUGCCUACUGCCACCUCAUCCUCAGCUGGCUCCGCCCCGCGGGCACCCGCGUCCGCAAGAUCCCGCGCGGAUUCGCAUUCGAGCUCGUCUCGUGCCCCAACUACACCUUCGAGAUCCUCGCCUGGUCCGCCUUCACCGUCCUCACCCUCAACCCGGCCGCUGCUGCCUUUGCCGCCGUCAGCGCCGGUCAGAUGGCCAUCUGGGCCGUCAAGAAGCACAAGGCUUACAAGAGGGAGUUUGGAAAGGACUACCCGAGGCGCAAGGUCCUCGUCCCCUUCGUCUGGUAG
Molecule: messenger RNA, 939 nt
Organism: Pseudozyma flocculosa PF-1
Lineage: Eukaryota; Fungi; Basidiomycota; Ustilaginomycetes; Ustilaginales; Ustilaginaceae
Exons: 1
Coding region: 1-939 (312 amino acids)
Biological process (GO): very long-chain fatty acid biosynthetic process
Molecular function (GO): oxidoreductase activity, acting on the CH-CH group of donors; protein binding
Source: RefSeq, a predicted model, not a curated record